Saccharomyces eubayanus is the source of this 423-nucleotide messenger RNA. It is a transcript of the gene MRPL51, whose product is annotated as mitochondrial 54S ribosomal protein mL43. Bases 1 to 423 code for a protein of 140 amino acids. The record is from RefSeq and is a predicted model, not a curated record. Gene Ontology annotation, molecular function: structural constituent of ribosome. Gene Ontology annotation, biological process: mitochondrial translation. NCBI's taxonomy places the organism in Eukaryota, Fungi, Ascomycota, Saccharomycetes, Saccharomycetales, Saccharomycetaceae. The transcript has a single exon. Gene Ontology annotation, cellular component: mitochondrial large ribosomal subunit.
AUGGUUGUUAAAGCUAUUGCUCGAAAUUCCAUAGGACGUAACGGGGUGGGAGCAUUUGUGUUUCCAUGCAAAAAGGUUACUUUGCAGUACUGCAACUGGGGAGGAUCUUCAGAAGGCAUGAGGAAGUUUUUGACUUCAAAGAGGCUAGACAAAUGGGGCCAGGAAUUUCCAUGGAUACAGUUUGAAGUGUUGAGAAAGUCUGGACACCCGCUACUGAGGGCGGAGUAUACGAAUGGACGUGAAAAAGUUGUAUGUGUGAGGAACUUGAACAUUGAUAAUCUAGAAAACAAGCUAAAACUAUUGAAAGAUUCCAGUGGAGACAUUCUGCGUAGAAGAACAAAGAAUGAUAACGUGGAAAGUUUGAAUAGUAGUGUAAGAGGUAUAUGGUCCCCUCUACAUGCUGCACAGAAGCAUAGGGUUUAG